GCGGUCUCAACUAUUAGAAAACAUUCGUGAAACCCCAACAAAAUCCUUGAGUUAUUUCUUCAAGUGCCUUGCAGGACGAAAUCCAAUCUCCUGCAACCAGAGCAGGGCAAUCAUCCGACCUGCCACCUGGGCGACACACUUCAUUCGAUUGUCGAGAUUGUCGGAGGCUUAGAUUGAUGCCCGACGGCUUGCCGAAAACUCUGCGAAACAAUUUCAAAAUUUCAGUCUCUGAAGGGAAAUCAAAAUCAGAAUCCAGUGGAAAUGACUGUGCUAACGGGAGCAUCAUCCAUGGGAUUUCCCACUACGAUGCCGGCGAAGCGGAUCAGCUGGCGGCGAUUGGCGGCCCUGCUGCCGCAGUCCAUAGUGGUGCCAUUUAACUCGGAACGGGGAACGGAGAUCCCGAAUUUUAAAGAUCUAAUUCUCCUACAGCGACGUCUUCAGGAUGAUUUCCUGGCCUGUGAGGCUCUGUGGACGAUUUUCGUGGCCGCCGCCUGGAGUUAUCGUUACAGGACGAGACUGAGGCCUCUGCCCAGCCACUGGGGAACCAUAGACCUUCUAUGUAACACCCUUGGCGAAGCACCCAGAUUGGAGGCACUGCAGCAGCAGCUCAUGCACUGCGAUUACCAGGCCUGCUCCCCCAAUGUGGUUUGUUUGCUGACGGACGUAUUGGUGGAUCAGGCCGAUCGCGUGUCCUUGAGCUCCCUGCGACCCUGUGAGUUUGGUGAGCUGUACGCCCACCUGGGUAUGCCACCUCCCAGCAGACCACCCACCCAGAUCUUUGAGGUGCGAAUGGGCGGGGGAAACCAGAGGGGGGAGUCCUACGCCCAGUUGAGGCGGGAUAAUAGGGAGUCAGUUCGCCUGGGCUUCUAUGGCUGCAAGUUGGAGAAGCUGUACGCCCUGCUAAAUGCUAAUUCCCUGAAUGAUGGAAGGUUUCUAGAACUAACCAGCGAUGUGAAUGAAGCUCUAUCCAAGAGUAAGCCGCAGGCUGGAGUGGGUGGCUCCCGAUGCGGAUCCAUCCUACGCUGCGUGGCCGUGGUGGAGUUCGUCUUCCAGGACAAUGAAACCAGCCCCGAUAAAAGGCAUGUGAUCAUCAGGGAUGCCGAAACCAUGCAGGUAUCCUAUAUCCUCCUAUAUGGCCAAAGUUGCCACGAACAUGCGGCUGAGAAGCAAAUGCAGCUGUUGAGGGAACCUGCCAGGAAACUGCUCAAUUGGCUGGAGGACCACCAGGAUGAAGCCAUUUCCUUGGGCGUCAGUCUGCUGAUCGUUUCCUCGAUGGCCCAUUUUGGCUGCAAUUUCUUUCGCCUCUUUGCCCGAACCGGCUUUCACGUCUUCAAGCGGGGAUUGCUGUGAAAAUUGAUAAUCGUAAACUUUUAUCCCACCAACUUCCAUAUCCAGUGACCUUGAACUGCUGCAGGGUUUUGUUGCCGACUUCAGUUGGAUUUCCCACUGAAGUUGGCCACAAAAACCGGUGGCAGGGCAUCAAGUUAUGUGCGAAAUGAAAUCGA
Molecule: messenger RNA, 1505 nt
Organism: Drosophila suzukii
Lineage: Eukaryota; Metazoa; Arthropoda; Insecta; Diptera; Drosophilidae
Gene: Parp16
Product: Poly(ADP-ribose) polymerase 16
Biological process (GO): endoplasmic reticulum unfolded protein response
Cellular component (GO): membrane; endoplasmic reticulum tubular network; nuclear envelope
Molecular function (GO): protein serine/threonine kinase activator activity; kinase binding
Source: RefSeq, a predicted model, not a curated record